Chara braunii is the source of this 2982-nucleotide messenger RNA. NCBI's taxonomy places the organism in Eukaryota, Viridiplantae, Streptophyta, Charophyceae, Charales, Characeae. The record is from the annotation of a GenBank genome assembly.
GAGGCUGGCGCCGUCCCUCCGCGUGGAUGUAUCCACCGCAUGAGCGAAGAGGAACUCGAGGUGCUUCGCGCACAACUCGAUGACCUUCUCGACAAGGGUUGGAUUCGCCCUUGUUGCUCGCCAUACGGUGCCCCUGUUCUCUUCGUCCGGAAGAAGAACAAAGAUCUACGGUUAUGCAUCGAUUAUCGAACACUUAACGCACAAACCGUAAAGAACGCCGGCCCUAUCCCUCGGAUUGAUGAUCUUCUUGAGCGGUUAGGCGGCGAGACGUACUUCUCGAAGUUGGACUUGAAGUCAGGUUACCACCAGAUUGAAAUCCAGCCUCAAGACCGGUACAAGACCGCGUUCAAGACGCGGUACGGGCAUUUUGAGUGGGUUGUCAUGCCCUUUGGCCUCACCAAUGCCCCCGCGACUUUCCAAGCAGCGAUGACGACUGAGUUUCGCGACUUGCUCGAUCGCAGCGUCCUCAUCUACCUUGAUGACAUCUUGGUUUACAGUAGGACGUUGGACAAGCACAUCAUACAGAUUCACAUUGUUCUGGAUCGUUUGCGACUAGCCAAGUACAAAGCGAAUCUCGAGAAGUGCGAAUUCGCCAAGCAAGAGCUUGAGUACUUGGGUCAUUUUGUCACGCCGAAAGGCAUUCGUCCCUUAGCSGACAAGAUCCAAGCCAUCGUGGAUUGGCCGGAACCCCGUUGCACGACGGAUGUACGCUCUUUCAUGGGUUUGGCUGGAUAUUAUCAGCGAUUCGUCGAGUCAUACUCGAAAGUGACCGCUCCUAUGUCGAGACUUCAGUCCCCGAAGGCGUUGGAGAAACAGCCAGCUGCUGUAGCAGCUGCAGGGCCUUCCACCCUUACCACCCGUGUGCAAGUUUUGGAGGAUGAUGUCAGCAACAUCAAGCGUGUGCAUCACGACUUUCGGACGUCGCAGCAAGCAACGAACUUGCAGUUGGAGACGCAGGUCCAGGCUGCUGCCACCGUGACGCCCGCCGCCGCAUCCUCCCGGCGCCCACCCAAGCUGGAUGACAUUCCCGUCUUCUGCGAUCAGUCCAAGACGAAACUGAUCCCGUGCGAUUCCAAGUGGAGCCGCCCUAGCAGCUCACCUUACGGUGCGCCCGUUCUCUUCGUUCGGAAGAAGAACAAGGACCUUCGACUUUGCAUUAACUACCGACGCCUCAACGCGCAAACCAUCAAGAACGCGGGGCAUCAACCUCGCAUUGACGAUUUGCUUGAGCGGUUGGGCAGCGCCAAGUACUUUUCGAAGUUGGACCUCAAGUCGGGCUACCAUCAGAUUUCCAUCCGCCCGCAAGAUCGGUAYAAAACCGCGUUUAAGACGCGAUAUGGGCAUUUUGAGUGGGUAGUUAUGCCUUUUGGCCUCACCAAUGCCCCGGCCACCUUUCAGGCGGCCAUGACCACCGAGUUUCGCGCUAUGUUGGACCGCUUCGUUUUGGUCUACUUWGACGACAUCCUCGUCUAUAGCCGAACUCUAGAGGAGUAUCUCGAGCACCUUUGUCGUGUUCUAGAGACUCUUCGGUCAGCCUGGUACGAAGCUAACCGCGACAAAUGCGAGUUUGUCCGGCAAGAGCUUGAAUACUUGGGUCAUUUUGUCUCUCCCGAAGGCAUUCGUCCGUUAGCGGACAAGAUUCAAGCCAUCCAGGAGUGGCCCGAGCCGAAGAAUGUGACGGACGUCCGAUCCUUCCUCGGCUUGGCCGGUUAUUAUCAGCGCUUCAUCAAGGGUUACUCGAAGAUCGCGGCCAACCUAAGCAAGUUACAAAGCGAGGARCGGCCUUUUGACUUCGACGACGACGCGCGCCAUUCUUUUGAGACACUCAAAGAGGCCCUCUUGUCCGCCGAGGUGUUACAUAUUUACGACCCGCUUCUAGCUACGCGCGUCACUACCGAUGCGUCGGGCUAUGGCAUUGGGGCCGUCCUUGAGCAGCACGAUAGCACGGACUGGCACCCGGUCGAGUACUUUAGCAAGAAAGUAUCUCCCGUGCAUUCGAUCGACGACGCAUGGAAGAAGGAGCUUCUUGCCUUCGUCCACACCCUCAAGCGUUGGCGACAUGUCCUCCUUGGUCGGAAAGCAUUUCGAUGGGUAACGGAUAACAAUCCGUUGGUAUUCUACAAGUCGCAAGACACGAUUAACAGUACCAUUGCCCGUUGGAUGGCUUUCAUCGACCAGUUUGACUUUUUCCCCGAUCACAUUCCCGGGAAGUCAAACUGUUUUGCGGACGCCCUCUCACGGCGACCGGAUCUUUGCACCGCAAUCUACUCUACCUUCGAGAUCGACGACGACUUGCGGGAGAGCUUCAUCCGCGGCUAUCAAGCCGACCCCCACUUUCGCGACAAGUACGCGAAUUGCUCCUCUCUGAAUCCAGUGCCUUCGCAUUAUCGGAUCCAAGAGGGCUACUUACUUGUGCAUUCACRWGGUAAGGAUCUUCUUUGUGUGCCGAAUGAUUCACACUUGCGCACACGRCUUCUUGGCGAGUUUCACGAUGCGCYCGCCUCCGGACAUUUUGGUGUCAACCGUACACUUGGCCGACUUCGCCAGCGGUUCUAUUGGCCCGACCUUCUCAAGGACGUCACCCGCUAUUGUGAGUCGUGCGAAGUCUAUGGGCGUUGCAAGGCACGCACCCAUCGUCCGUUCGGCGAGCUACACCCAUUACCAGUGCCCCUUGGGCGACGGGAAGCAAUUGCUAUGGAUAUCACCGGCCCCUUCCCGAAGCACAAGACCGGCGUUGAUGGGAUCCUCACGGUCGUCGACCGCCUCACCAAGUACGCCAUGUUUUUGCCUUGCCGCUAUCACGCAAAGGCACCGGAGUUAGCCGAGGUCUUAUACACCGGUUGGAUUCGCUCCAAGGGYUACCCCAAGGAGAUCGUUUGCGACCGGGACACUCGCUUUCUCUCCGACUCUUAGGUCGCCCUCAUCAAGCGAUGGGGCUCAUCCUUGAAGCCGAGUUUGGCUCGCCACCCGCAAACCGAUGGU